This is a messenger RNA of Dermochelys coriacea (leatherback sea turtle), 6717 nucleotides long. RefSeq lists its product as uncharacterized. NCBI's taxonomy places the organism in Eukaryota, Metazoa, Chordata, Testudines, Dermochelyidae. The record is from RefSeq and is a predicted model, not a curated record. Gene Ontology annotation, cellular component: external side of plasma membrane. Bases 465 to 2906 code for a protein of 813 amino acids. The transcript has 18 exons. Gene Ontology annotation, biological process: T cell activation.
CUUCUACUGUCUGUGAACUGACAGCACUCUUCAUGGUAGGGGAUGAUUAAGGUGACAGAUAGUUGUUAUUUUUAGAGAAGGGAGCUUCCUAGUCCUACUGGUCAUUUCUUUGCUUUUCAGGAACUGAAUUGGAUGGGUUUUUCAUUUAAGCAAUCUUAGCUGUUACUUAACAUUGGCUUUUUGUUUUGUUUUGUAUUAACUAUCUAGCUAUCUAUAUAUCGAUAGACAUCAUAUUCUAUUUAGCUGUGAGCCGCUGGAGAGCUGUGCAGUAAAGGAUUAAGCAGCGUGAUUCUAUAUACUUUGAAUACUUUCCACCCCAAAGAAAAAGGAAAGACAUAGCAGACCAAAAACAGGAAACAUGCGUCGUUCCACAAGAAGCUUACGUCUUAUUUGAAUACACCUGAUCUUACUGUAUGCUGUAUCAGCAGACCUUUAAAUACUAAGUCCACUGCAAGCAAAGUUUCAUGCGUCGAGAGAUGGACUGCAGUGAAUGCAUUUUGCUGAUCUUUUCUUUUUGCUGUGCUGGGGGCAUGAGCUCUGGGUCGGAAAAAACAGUCUACGGAAGCCUGGGGGGCUCAACACUGUUGAGCAUAACGCCCGAAUUUCAGAAUUUUACUCUGCAAUUUCGCAAAGCUGUAUGGAAACUAAAUGAAUUGGAUGGAGGCACGAAGAAAUCUACCUUUCUAGCUAGAUAUUGUGAAAACAAUUAUACCAUUCACAAGGCAGAGCAGUUCAAGUUUCAUCCCGAGAACUUCUCCUUCGAAAUACUGAAGACCAGGAGAGCGCAUGCCGGGCACUAUGAAUACACGGUGAACAAAGGCUUUGAGGAACAGUCUUUGCAGUUCCAGUUGGAAGUGUAUGAGCAGGUGUCCAUCCCCAACAUCCAGAUGGUCAGCAAGGCCCUGGUGAACGAGAGCUGCACCAUGAACCUGAGCUGUGUGGUGAUGAGAGGGGACAACGUGACCUACAGCUGGAACUGCAGCGAGGGCAACACCUCCCAGCUGCACCCAUACAAUGACAGCUUCCUGCACCUCUCCUUCACCCCGGAGGAGGACAGCAUCUCUUGCACUUGCACCGCCAGGAACAAAGUCAGUCAGCAAGCCACCACGUUCAGCUCCUCAGUGGAGUGCAGCAACAAGCCAGGUGGCUUGCUCAGGAAUGAGCUCUUGGAAUCCAUUGUGCCAAUAGCCAUUGUGGGGGUUCUGGUCCUCUGUGCAGGGGUCACAUACUGGCUAAGACAUAAAGGCCAAAAAGAGCAUUCUCAGCUGAAGGAGGAAAAGGAAAGUUGCACAAUUUACUCACAAGUCCAGAGGGUGGAGCAGAAAAGCUCUCGCCCCCCUCCUGCGGAGGAGAGCUCUGAGUGCACCACCAUCUACGUUUCCGCCACCGGGCAACCUCCAGACAGUACUCAGCCCCAAGAUCCAGGGCUGACGACUAUUUAUGCCAGUGUAAUGCCCGCAACAAUGGCCCAGCAGCAGCUGCUUCCCAGGAAGGGAUACAAUACAGGGCAGCUUUGCGCACCACCUCCAGGCUUGAAGGGAGCUACCUUUAGGCAAAAGAGGGCUGUUCAGGUUUUGGGACUCAUCCAGUCCCCCACUUCUCUGUGGAGGCUGCCAGCCAUUGCAAUGACAGCGGGAUUUGUGCUACAAGCUACAACACACCAGAGCCAUUUCACAUUGGUCCCUGAGCACCUGUCAGGAUCACCUUCAGGAUCCUCCAGAGCAGAGGCAGGUGCGAUGAAGCUGAGCAGGAUUCUGGGGGACUCCGUCACUUUCCCUCUGGGGAUCUCAGCAGAGCAAAUUAAAACUGUUGCCUGGACAGUAAACACAAGCAGCAGUGUAGUAACUGUAGCAGCAGGAAACCCCCCCAUUGUCAUUGUGUCAGACCCAUCCUACGAGGGACGCCUGACAGUCCCUGACAACAGCAACUCGCUUCAAAUCACCAGCCUGAGGAUGGAGGACAUGGGCACCUACACCGCUAAAAUCAGCACAGCUAUGGGCAUCAUCUACAAACACUUCCUGCUGCACGUGUACAAGCAAAUGCUAAAGCCAACUGUCCACUGUGAUUUGGUGACCUGUGCGAAUAAAACCUGUAACUACAAACUGAGCUGCACCGUCAGGGAUAGAGGGGAUCAGGUGACCUACAGCUGGACUCGCCCAGCAGGGGGUGCUGUGGUAUCCAAUGAGUCCAUUCUGCACAUCUCCCAGGUACCCCGUGAUGCUCACCUGGCCGUCACCUGCACAGCCCAGAACCCCGUCAGUAACAGCUCCACAACGGGCUCUGCAAAGGACCUUUGUGCAGUUGCAACGAUGCCACUUUACCAUGUUAUGUCAGCCCCCACAACAACCACCAUCACUGAAUCACCAGCUGCAUUCCAAUCUGCCCUUACAGCUGGAAUUGCAGUUCCAGUUAUUGUUGUCAUCAGCCUGGUCAUCAUUGUUCUGUGGUUCGUGUACAUACAAAGGCGCAAAAAAGCCUUGCAGAAGUUUGCUCCAGGAGCUGCUGGCAGUGCAAAGGCUGAUGAAGAAACAAACACAGUUUAUGCCAAAGUGGGUAAUUUGCCACUGGCUUGCAGUAGAACGGGGACUUGGAAAGGGGGUCCGGAGACUAAGGAGGAUGAGACAAAAACUAUCUAUUCCAAGAUCCAUAACCCAAACCAGUCGCCUCUGCAAACGGAUGAUGAGAAGCCGUGCAAGGAAGGCCCGGAAUCCAUGGAGAAGGGCGAGAAAACCAUUUAUGCCACAGUCAACCAGCCAACCCAGACAAAGACUGCCAAGUCCACAGGUGCUGAUGAUUCUGCGGCCAAACCAAAAUCUCAAGCGACAACAGAAUACGACAAGAUUACAAGAUCAUCUAAUAGUUGUCAAGGCAACACAAACAUGCAGAGAGAAACAAGGAAUAAUUGAGUACCCCAGCAUCAGACAGCCAAACAGCAGAGGAUCAAUGAGUAUAAUUUGUACAGCGCCUUGCACUAUAGGAUCCUAGUCCCUGACUGUCCACUACUGCAAUUGUAAUGUGGACAGACCCCAGUCCUUGGUGGGUGGGAUCAAACCGGAGACCUCUGGAGCUUAAAGCUUGAGCCUCUACUGCAUGAGCUAAAAGCCAACUGGCUGUUAGCUCAGGCUGUAGAGCAGACUCAUUAACAGUUCUCUCUCUACGUGGUCUCGGUGCCACUAAUGAGACAGACCACAUCCAGACGGUGUGUGGGUUACACAAUGCAAAUAAAAACAACAAAUUCAUCUAGAGUGAAAUUCACCUCUGUGCUUGCCCCUUACAAAAGAGCUGUACCCUCCUUAAAAGACUCUUCAGCUUUAAGACUGUAGUCUGUAGACUUUGAUGACAAGCACACUAUCAAAACUCAAUAUUAGUGUAUAUAGCUCAGGCUCAUAAUCUUUUUUGCUGCUGAAUUUUCUAGGUCCCCUGCCAAAAAAAUGGAAAAAAAUGAAGUCUUGAUUUUGUUACAUUAAGGCCCUUUGAUGGUGCUUUAGCAGUGUACAGAUGCCUUAAAAAGUAGUUACCCCCACUUUCAGGUAUCUUGAAAAAUGGUCUGCAAUGCAGUGAGACUCAGGCCCUAAGAAUCUAUAACUUUGGCAAAUCCAAAGCACUUUUCUUUUACUGGAAGGCACCUCUCAUUGCCUUGGUCCAUCUCCAGCGAAAUGUCAAUGACCGCUCCAAACAGCCAGAGCUGGUCAAACAAAUGAACCAUCAAAUACUUACUAAUGGGAAAAGUUUACUUCCUCCCUACCUCAUAUCCUCCUAUUCAAAAAUGAAGGAACCUUUUUUGCGUGGGGAUUUUUUUUCUUUUUUUUGCUCAGGAAUGUUUAUAUGGAAUCCCUCAGCAGGCAGAGAGUAGCCCCAGAAAAGUUUCAGUCUUAAAGGGGUAUGCAGCUGUGUCAGUCCCAGGAUAUUAGAGAGACAAGGUGGGUGAGGUCAUAUCUUGAAGGGGAAUAUUUAGGAACAUGGAGGCGGGUUCAGCGGGAACCUCCUCAUUCCCCUACAUACUCCAGCUAUAACAAAGGGAAUGAAUUUUACUAACGUGGAAAAGAAAAAACAAGACGACAGGAUAAACCAAAGGAAAUGAAAUGCAAACCCUACUGGAAAGUUGGAGAUGUGCCAAUGCUUGGCGCAUCCGCAGAACGCUGGUGGGACAUACAACAUGACUGACAUUUCUUGUGGAAGGACUUCAGUGAAAAAGUUCAGUUUGAGUCGAACAAACUGUUUUAUCUCAACAAAAUCUCAAGGUUUGCUUUUGGUUUUAACUAAUUUUAUUUUUAGAAGAUUUAAAAACGGAGAUUUGGGAACAAAAAGUCCUUGCAAAGCAACCGACUUGUGGCCCAACUUUCAAGGGCUCAGCCCUACAGCCGGGGCAGGUUCCCCGCAGCACACGGCUCUUGUUGCAGUUUUGGGGCCAAAGCUAGUUUGAAAAUCUGGGCUCAAGUGAUGGAGCCUGCGGCAGGGCCGCAACAUGAACUCAAUUUUUCUGUGUCCCUCACUGCUGCCUUCCCCACACGAUCAUCCUGUUCUCCUCCCUUUAAGCUACUUCUACCUCCUCCACUUCCACAGUUCUUCUCUCCUACUGAACACUCCCUAUGUGCCCCCCAAUCUUCCCUCCCUACUGGUCCCUCUGCCUCUUCCUCCUUUUAUUUAUUAUUUAUGUUCUCACAUGCCUUCCUCCUGGGGAGACAGAGCCCCAAUCACAGACUAGGCGCCAUACAAACACACGUCAGAAGACGGUCCCUGCCCAAAGAGCUUCCAAUCUAACUCUCAGCCAAGAGAGAACAGGCGGACACAGACAGACCAACAAGGAGUUCAAGGAAACAAUAUUGGUCAGCAUCCAGAUAGUCUGGGGGGUCCCAUGCUGCUUCUACACCUGCAACAGUCUCCCACUUUAAACUUCCUACUUUAACUGUAAACUCUUGGGCGUGGGGACAGGAACAGUCUGUUUGUCCUGUGUUUGUACAGCUCCUAACACCAUGGGUCCCUGGACUAGAAUUGUGCACUGUGGUAGUGCCAGGAUGGCACAUGAUAAAUAAUACUUCUUGUCUUCCAAGAGCUCCUUCUCCCCUCCUUUCAACCCACUAGUUCACUAAUCCUUACCUCACUGUCCUCCCCAGUGACUCAUGCUUUACUGGAAUUGUGGGGCUGUAUCGCCACCAUCCCCCAUAGAAGACCCAUCAUUCUGUUUGCAAGCUACCCUCUCUCUGUGUAAACCAUUUGGAUUUUUAGACUUGUGUGUGUUGAUGAAGCAUCAUUGACGGGAGUCAAUGGGAACAAGUCCGGGGCAUUGUGGGAAAGAAUCUGAGGACUCCAACUAGGAGACAAUUUAAGGACACAAUCCAGAGACUUUACGUGAAUGGAUUCUCCACAGACAAGGGAUAUUGGACCAAGUUGGACUCGGCAAAUUUCUUCUACCUGCAACUCCUAUGAGCUACAGCCACACUGGCUCAGCACAUCACACUAUGUGGAGGACUGUCCCAAAAUGCUCAGCAAAGGAAUAAUUCAUUAGUGUUCUUGAUGCAAAGAAGAACACUUCAGGCAGGUGUGUGUGUUUCUAUGAGACCUUUCACAUAAUGGGCUCCACAGAUGGGGUCUCCAGAUAUUGCCAUAGUUAUGGAAAUUUUGCAUCAAUGUAAGCCAAUGAGGGAGCAGCCUGUGCAGGGGCUGAGAGAUUAGAAGUGAAGACACCUUGUGGGAAGGGGGAAUGCUUUUCAAAGAGUGGGAGUGGGAGGGGUAAAAAUGAAACGUGGGGCUGGCUGGAGAGCAGGAUUUCUUAUCACCCACUCAGCCGGCACGUGGAGCCAGAGCACAGAACCUCAGCAAGAGAUUGUCCCAGCACCACCAGGGCUACGGUCUAUGACUGCGAUCCUCAGCUAGUACAAGUCAGUACAGUGCCAGUGCCUCAACAGACUUUGGAGCCAGUCCCAACUCUGCCACUGCUCUAUUGUGUGACCUUGGGCAAGUCAUGUAGCCUCUGUCUCAGUUUCCCCCAUCUAUGUCAUGGGUAUAUAGCCCUACCUCCUAGGGGUGCUGGGAGGUUAAUUACACUGGGGAUUGUGAAGCACUCAGAGACCACGGGGAUGGAGCCAUAUAAGUGCUCUAUGCUGAUUGCUCAAAUGUCCUGGUCUAUGUCUUCACCUCUCCUGCCCUCCACACCUGCCCUUUGUUACACCAUCUGCACUGCUUCCCUCUGGGUGUAAGGAUAAGGCCUUUGUCUGCAGCCAUACUGUAAGGCCUAAAGCCUAAGGCCUUCGUCUGCAGCCAGAUUAAAAGAGCAGCCGAGCAGCAGCCAUUAGCUGAGAAGCAGGAAGUCACAUCCUCACAUUCCAUCUAAAUUACAUUAAAACAAUGUAAUAUCAGACUGUUAAGAAGGAGACCCCAUCUUAAUGGCCCCCACUAUCCCCAGGUAAAGAAACAGAUCUUAAGAUGGUUAAAGAAAACUUAGUCUGAUAGCAUCCUGUCUGUCAAGAAAUCACUUAACAGUUGUGGUUGUGAAAUCCUCAUUUCUUCAUUGUUUUGUCAUUAUGGUCCCCACUUCCCUAUUGUUUAUCUGUAUGGUCUCUGUCUGGUUCUUUAUUUUUUUCUGUCUGUUACAUAAUUAAUUUUGCUCGGUGUAAAUUAAUUAAGGUGGGGGGGUAGGACUCUUUAAAGAAUUUUGUUACACUGUGUUAGGGUUGGUUAGUAAAAUUUAAUAAAAUGAUUGGUUAAGAUAUAGCUAAA